Messenger RNA from Symbiodinium sp. CCMP2592, 1062 nucleotides. NCBI's taxonomy places the organism in Eukaryota, Dinophyceae, Suessiales, Symbiodiniaceae. The record is from the annotation of a GenBank genome assembly.
AUGGAGUCUAGCCUUCCCUUUCGCACAUGGAUGCAGGAUCUCAUGUUAUGGACUAUUUGCACGGAUAUGGAACCACACCAGCAGUGUGCAGCGAUCAUUAGUCAACUGGGUGGGUCAGCUAGAGAGUUGGCGAGGACGAUCACACCUCAAGAGGUGUACCAUGGCGGUGUGAUCAAUGGCCGCCAACUUGAUCCGGUGAGUUACCUGUUGCACGGGCUUUCCACGCGAUUCGCACCAUUGGACGAGGAGACACGAUUGCGUGCAGCACAGGACUUGUUGGCCUUUGGCAGGCGGCAUGGUGAGACAGUGGAUGCUCUGGUCUCGCGUUUUGAGAUCACUCGUCAGAGGGCGCGCACAGAAGGAGGAGGUGCGCUCAGUGUCGAGACGGCGUCCUUGUUGCUUCUCCGAGCUUGCGGCGUGAACUCGGAACAAUUUCAAGCAUUGACGCAGCCCUUUGGCCUGAGGAUGCCAAGUACUGAACAGGAGUAUGCCCAGAUGUGCCACCAUCUACGCCGCAUGGGGCACAUCGUUGAGCGGCAUCCGAACAACAUAGCAUCCGGGCUUCGAGGGCACUCUUCUGCUCACCAAUCUUUUCUUGCUGAAGCCGACACUGGCUCUUCCGGGACGGGCGAGCAGGCUACAUACGAUUGGCCAUCAGCAGGCAUGGGCGCUUGGUCUUCAGCCGAGUCAACUGAUUGGGCCUUUGCUGCUAUGCAAGUAGAAGGUGCGUCAGACACCGACACGGGCACCUCAUCUGACAACGAUGAGCCUAUGGAUGUCAGCGACCUUCAAGGUAUGAGCACCUCGGCCGUGGACGAAUAUUUGUUCGGUGAGUACCAGAACGCUAAGCGUAAGGGCAAGGGCAAGGGCAAACAGAGGAGUUACGUGAACCUCAACGAGCUCUUCCAGCAGUCUGCUUACUUCAAGGGCCUAAUGCCCCAGCAGGUGAUCAAGCUCAGGCUUCAGGUGCCAGUACCAGUGCGCAGCCAAGCCGAUCAGGUCUAUGGCUUCAUCCUUUACUCGGGUAGCGCCCUCCACAUCUUCUGCACCCCACGGUCCUAG